AUGUCUCAAAUGAACGCUUACGAAGCUCACUCGGUCGCGACUACACCUGCGCCAACCCCUCCGCCAGCUCGUUCGACGGCCGAGCAGCAACAACAACACCAGCAUCAACAAGCUCAGGCGCAGGCGCAGCAGCAACAGAUGGCCUAUCAUAUGAACGGUGGCCCUCCGAUGGCUAAUGGAGGUAUGAUGGCUGCCCCGAACGCCUUUUCUGGGUACCAAGACCCGAAUGUCUAUGCGCAACAGAACUUCUAUCCCAACGGGGCCAAACCCCAGAUUUACACGGCCGUUUAUUCCAACGUGUCGGUCUUUGAAAUGGAGGUCAAUGGCAUUGCGGUAAUGCGACGUCGCGCGGACUCGUGGUUAAACGCCACACAGAUAUUGAAGGUCGCAGGAGUGGACAAGGGUAAAAGAACCAAAGUGUUGGAGAAGGAAAUUACCGGCGAACACGAAAAGGUCCAGGGCGGCUAUGGAAAAUACCAAGGUACUUGGGUCAACUAUCAGCGCGGCCGGGAGUUCGCCCGUCAGUAUGGUGUAGAACAUCUUCUGCUGCCACUCUUCGAACACGAUAUCGGCUCGGACGGUACGGCCGGUAUGUCACAAGGUUUGGAGACGCCCACCAAAGAACAAGCCAUGGCAGCCCAAAGAAAAAGACUUUAUGGGGGUGACGGCCGGCCCAUGACGCAGCAGUCAGGAGGUACAUUUUUCAAAAAUAUGUCCAACACGGCGGCCAACGCGAUACACGCCCUGAACAGAACACGUCUCGAUUCGCCCAGUCAGAUGGAUGGACGACGGUCUAUGGGGCCUAGACGGCAAUCUCAGACUCAGUCUCAAUCAUUCAACUACGGCCAGAAUGACAUGUAUGGACAGGGUGCGAGCCAACAGAGCAUGCAUAGCAUGACCUCGCAAGACAGCUUUGGUACCAAUGGAGGCAUCAUGAGCCAAGGAGCCAGCUUCGCAGACUUCGGCCCUACCGAGGCUCAAGAGCCUCCACGAAAACGGAUUCGACCAUCGCCACAGUCGUCUUUUAUCAGUGCCGGCCCAUAUGACGGAUCAAUGGAGUUGACCAUGGUAGAUGGUGGUGCGCCGACCGAACCAAACGCCUCUUUCUUCUCACAAGCAAGCCAAUCCUUCAUGCCCAUGGACACCCUCACCUAUGGCCUCGAACCUCUUCCUCAUCCUCAAGGACCUUUGGAAGAACAGAAGAAAGAACUUUUGCUUGAUCUCUUUAUCAACCCCGACCGCACCGACUUUGACGACCAUCCAGCUUUUCUUCGACUCAGUGGCGAUGAAUUCGAGCUGCCCAUUGAUGGGUCGUGCAAUACCGUACUGCACUGGGCGGCAACCCUGGCACGGAUCCCGCUGGUGCGCAAGCUACUGGAAAAGGGCUUCAACAUGAGACGAGCCAACAGUGGAGGGGAAACGGCAUUAAUCGCAGCCUGUCAAGCACGAAACAACCUGGACCAUAACAGCUUCCCGGCGCUUUUGCAGCUUCUCGGCCCAAGCAUAGAAGUCCGCGACCGACGUGGUCGGACGUUGCUGCACCAUAUCGCCGUGUCGUCAGCCAUGAAGGGACGAGCCGCCGUGGGCAAAUACUACCUGGAGUGCCUCCUCGAAUAUGUCAUUCGACAAGGCCCCAGCCCGGCAUCCUCGGAUGGCAUGAACGGUAUGAGCUCGCAGCCGCAUGAUGGCCCUUUGACGUUGGGCAAGUUCAUGGAUAGAAUCGUCAAUGCACAGGACAAAGUUGGGGACACGGCACUUAAUCUAGCAGCACGAACUAGCACGACGACGAUUAUUGAUCAGUUGAUCGAGGUGGGCGCCGAUCCUCACAUCGCCAACCGUGGGGGUCUGGCGCCGGUCGACUUUGGAGUCGGGCUGCAUACAGACAAUCAGGUGAUGGAUCCAAACAUGCAGAUGUUUGACCCUACGGCAUCGGCGACGACGAACGCCGCGGCAAAUGGGUCGCCUCAAAAGUCGUUCGACGAGGCACAAGAAGGCCUGCUCAGUUCCAUUCGUGAAAUCCUGGCACAAUCCGAGACCGACUUCUCCACAGAAAUGAAGGAGAAGAACGAGAUUCUCGACAAGACCAACGCGGCGCUGAAGGAAUCGGGCAAUGCGCUGGCGGAAGAACGACGGAAACUUGAGGAGAUACGGGCCAAGGUGCGAGAAAAAGAAGAGCUCGAGCAGAAGAUCAACAAUCUACGUCAGGCAAUCGCCAAAUACCAGACCGAAUUGACCGAAACGGGCACGGACAUACAGGACAACGUGGCCAUCGGCCAGGCCGACAAAGGGCUAGACCUUGACGGACAGUUGAGUCGUGUGACGGAGCUGUUCCCGGACGGCAUAGCCAAUGCUUUCGACGGGGCCGGCAACAUGGCCCUCUUGACGCAGGAGCAGGCGAAUUUCCUUGACCGCCUGGAACGAGCGGAGGUGCUGUGCGGCCGCGCACAGGUGUAUCAACACCACAAUGGCCAGCUGGAGCAAAAGGCAAAGUCGCUCAAGGCGCGGUCUGGCGAGCUCGAAGAGAGGUACAAGAAGAUCGUCAGCUUAUGUACGGGUGCUGACGAGGACAAGGUGGAUGGUUUGCUGGAACCCCUGGUGCAGGCGGUGAUCAGUGAGCAGAAGGAGUUGACGGAUAAUACCCAGCUAGGUAGGAUGCGGGAGUUUUUGAGGCUGGUUCAGGGGGCCGGUCUUUGA
Exophiala dermatitidis NIH/UT8656 is the source of this 2694-nucleotide messenger RNA. RefSeq names its product regulatory protein SWI6. The coding region runs from base 1 to 2694 and encodes 897 amino acids. Gene Ontology annotation, cellular component: SBF transcription complex; MBF transcription complex. The transcript has 3 exons. The record is from RefSeq and is a predicted model, not a curated record. Gene Ontology annotation, molecular function: DNA binding; protein binding; transcription coactivator activity. NCBI's taxonomy places the organism in Eukaryota, Fungi, Ascomycota, Eurotiomycetes, Chaetothyriales, Herpotrichiellaceae.